Molecule: messenger RNA, 861 nt
Organism: Archocentrus centrarchus (flier cichlid)
Lineage: Eukaryota; Metazoa; Chordata; Actinopteri; Cichliformes; Cichlidae
Gene: churc1
Product: churchill domain containing 1
Exons: 4
Coding region: 157-495 (112 amino acids)
Biological process (GO): positive regulation of DNA-templated transcription; multicellular organism development; fibroblast growth factor receptor signaling pathway
Molecular function (GO): zinc ion binding
Source: RefSeq, a predicted model, not a curated record
AAGAGGAUGUUUUACAGCUCUAAUUGAGCUUACGGGCACCGCCGUUCUGUGCGGAAGAGGCGGGUUUGCUACAAAUUUGUUAGCUGUGUGCCGUUUUUUUUUUUUUAGUUCUUUAACUGUUAUUAUUUUAAUUUGUUAAAUUUUUAUUUUGUGAAAAUGUGCAACGGCUGCGUGCAGAAAGAGUACCCGGAUCGGGGUAACACUUGUCUGGAGAACGGCUCUUACUUGAUGAACUACCUCGGCUGUGCCAACUGCCAUCAGAGGGACUUCGUACUGAUCAGCAACAAAGCCACUGAGGAUGACGAUGGAGAGGAGAUCGUCACAUAUGAUCAUGUUUGUAAAACCUGUGAUCACGUCAUCGCCAGGCACGAGUACACAUUCUCUGUUGUUGAUGAAUAUCAGGAGUACACUAUGCUCUGCAUGCUGUGUGGAAAGGCGGAGGACUCCAUCAGCGUGUUACCAGAUGACCCCAGACAGUCUGCGCCGCUGUUCUAGACUUCAAAAGAAACCUGCAGUUUUUAGGUCGCCAUCAUACGGUGCUGGCUUCUCAUUUAGGGUUCCAGCCAUUUUUUUUUUUAAUCAUCCACCCUUCUAUAACUAAGCACAUCAUACAUUUGGGCCAGUUUCUGGCUGUUUAUGAGCUACUGUAUGCUAAUAGGAGGAGGGCAGAAUAUAUAUAUAUAUACACAUAAAACUUUUUAUGACUCUUCAUGAUUACAUAAAAACUGUAUGUCAGCUCAUCUUAUAUUGUAAAUAAACACUUCUUUUUACUACAAAGAUUCUUCCUAAACUUUUCUACAUGUUAGGUGAUGCUACAAGGUCAGAAUACUUAAAUUAUGCAAAAUUAAAAAUUUGAAUGUA